ACAUGAAGACAGGGUAAAGUGACAUCAGGAUAGAUAAUAAUAAGGUGAGGUAGAUAUGUACAUGAAGGCAGGGUAAAAAGACAUCAGGAUAGAUAAUAAUAAGAGUAAAAUAAAUGACAGAUUAGCAGCAGCAUUUGACGAGUGUAAAAGUGUGUGUAUGUUUGUGUUGUGUCAGUAUGCAUAUGUGUGUGUAUAUAGUGUGUGUAUAUAGUGUGUGUAUAUAGCUUCGUGGUAUAUAUAUAUAUAACCCUCAUGCAUAAAGGCUGUGCAAUAUAGCGUUGGUGCAGAUAGUCCGGGUAACCAUUAAGUAACCAGUAAUGAACUAUAAAGCAGUAUUAUGUCUAUCAGCUUUUAAAUCCCUCGGAGGCUGUCCUUACCCUACGUCACUUUCAUUUGAACAGACUCCUCUGACGAGAGAGAAAAGAUCGCGUCCCAAAACGAACGCUCAAGUGGAAACCGAGGGCUCCCACGUGGGGACAUCGUUCUCUGAUAGGCCCCUGAGCCCAUCAGAGAACUCUGGUUUAGCUCCCUGAGCCUAUCAGAGAAUUCAGAGCAAAUCUGAUUGGACAGACAGAGACGCGCUUUCACGUCCGUUUCAGCCCCGGUGCUGUAGAAUGCCUGUGUGUGUGUGUGUGUGGCACCGACCCGGAUCGGGGGUGGACAAAAAGGCUUGCUGUGGAUAAUCUGCGAUAUGUGACAAUUAUCGAAAAGGAGUAACUCUUGUUUAACCAUGUUAGCUCCGUUUUCAAAUUCAAGGGGGAAGACGUACAUGAGAACAUUACAUUUGGAUUAAAGCAGCAGCCAUCUUCCCCCCCUCCACAAAAAAAAAUACAUUUAAAAAACGUCUCAAGUACAGUAAGUAAACUAGAGAAAUCGUUUCGUCUUGAACCGAACCGUAUUUCAUGGGCUAACUUAGUCCUAGACCGAGAGAGAAGCAGGGUGCACCGGGAGAGGAUGCCCGGUGUGGUCUGCGUUGAUCCAGGAACCUUCUCGCCAUCCCUUCUCUUCCCUUUGGGACGGAUUUAAAAGCGGAUUCGUGUACUUUUGACAUCAAAUCAUCUUGAGUACUAAACACACAGAUUAAAUCGCGUCUUCAACGAAGGAUUUUGAGGAGUUCUCCUCCUCCACCUCCUCCUCCACACCCCCCACCUCCACCUCCUCCUCCACACCCCCACCUCCUCCCCACCCCUCCUCCCCCUCCCCUCCACCUCCCCCUCCACCUCCUCCCCUUCCCCCGCCUCCACCACCUCCACCUCCUCCACCAACUCCCUGUCCACCACCUCCUCCUCCUCGGAGGAGACCAGCCAGACUCUGACCGUCUCUUCACCAGACGACCCGAAGCUGUCGCUUCUCCCAUCCAAAUAAACAAAGGGUCCAUUUGAAGAUGUAUCCUCAGGGCCGACAUCCCGCACCUGGACAUGGUCAGCCGAGUCAGCCUGGGUUCAAGUUCACCGUAGCAGAGUCCUGCGACAGGAUCAAGGACGAGUUUCAGUUCCUGCAGGCCCAGUAUCACAGUCUUAAGGUGGAGUACGACAAGCUGUCCAAUGAGAAGACAGAGAUGCAACGUCACUAUGUCAUGUAUUACGAGAUGUCCUAUGGUCUCAACAUAGAGAUGCAGAAACAGACCGAGAUCGCCAAGCGGCUAAACGCGAUUCUAGCUCAAAUUAUGCCUUUCCUGUCACAAGAGCACCAACAGCAGGUAGCCCAGGCAGUAGACCGAGCUAAACAGGUCACCAUGACUGAGCUCAAUGCCACCAUCGGGGUACGUGGGCUUCCCAAUCUGGCCCUCACCCAGCAACAGCUCCAGGCUCAGCAUCUGUCCCAUGCAGCCCACGGUGGUCCUCCCCUCCUGGCCGCACACCCCUCCGGGCUCCAGCCUCCUGGGAUAAUCCCAGGGUCUGGGCUGCUGGCCCUGGGAGCUCUGGGGAGCCAGGCUAACCUCCCUGUUAAGGAUGAGAAGAAUCAUCACGACGUGGAACACAGAGAGAGCACGAAUAACGUUUCCCCGACCGACAGCCUGAGAACAGCCAGUGAGAAACACAGCUCCUCCGACUACAGUCUGGACUCUAAGAAACGCAAAGUGGACGAGAAGGACAGUAUGAGCAGAUACGACAGUGAUGGAGAAAAGAGUGAUGACCUGGUCGUAGAUGUGUCCAAUGAGGACCCCGCUACCCCUCGGGCUAGUCCCGCUCACUCGCCCGAGGGGAACGGCAUCGGUAAGCCCCGCCCCCAGAAGGACACGCCCACCAGCCCCGCCUCUGUAGCGUCGUCCAGUAGCACGCCCUCCUCCAAGAACAAGGAAAACCAUAAUGACAAGUCAUCAAUUCCAGGCCUGAAGUCGACCACCCCCACCCCUCGUAGCGACGCCCCCACCCCAGGCACCUCCACCACUCCUGGGCUGCGGCCCAUCCUGGGCAAACCCCCUGGCAUGGAGGCUCUAGCUCUGAGGACUCCCCUGUACCCUCCCUUCGUUAUGAUGGGUCAUCAUCCUGAGAUGAACGGAGGUCUGACCAGCCCUGGCGUCUACGCUGGUCUGCACGUUUCCCCUCAGAUGAGCGCUGCCGUUGCUGCGUACGGACGAACGCCCAUGGGAUUUGAUCCUCAUCCCCACAUGAGACCGGGUCUUCCAGCCAGUCUCACGUCUAUAUCUGGAGGAAAACCAGCCUACUCCUUCCACGUGAGUGCGGACGGCCAGAUGCAGCCGGUACCGUUCCCUCCGGACGCCCUGAUAGGCCCGGGGAUUCCCCGGCACGCCCGUCAGAUCAACACGCUGAGCCACGGCGAGGUGGUGUGUGCUGUCACUAUAUCCAACCCAACCAGACACGUCUAUACAGGAGGAAAGGGCUGUGUCAAGAUCUGGGACAUCAGCCAACCGGGCAGCAAGAGUCCUGUCUCUCAACUAGACUGUCUGAACAGGGAUAACUACAUCCGUUCCUGUAAGCUGCUCCCUGACGGUCGUACCCUGAUCGUAGGAGGAGAGGCCAGUACUUUAACCAUCUGGGAUCUGGCCUCCCAGACGCCUCGUAUCAAGGCUGAGCUGACGUCCUCCGCCCCGGCCUGCUACGCCCUCGCCAUCUCCCCAGACGCCAAGGUCUGUUUCUCCUGUUGCAGUGAUGGAAACAUCGCCGUCUGGGACCUGCACAACCAGACUCUCGUCAGACAGUUCCAGGGCCAUACGGACGGGGCCAGCUGUAUAGAUAUCUCUCACGAUGGGACCAAGCUGUGGACAGGAGGUCUGGAUAACACGGUACGCUCCUGGGACCUGAGAGAGGGACGACAACUACAGCAGCACGACUUCACCUCACAGAUCUUCUCUCUAGGAUACUGUCCGACAGGGGAAUGGUUGGCUGUAGGGAUGGAGAGCAGUAACGUGGAGGUCCUUCACCACACCAAGCCUGACAAAUACCAGCUACAUCUCCACGAGAGCUGUGUCCUCUCCCUCAAGUUCGCUAACUGCGGUAAAUGGUUUGUGUCUACGGGGAAGGACAACCUGCUGAAUGCCUGGAGGACUCCAUAUGGAGCCAGUAUAUUCCAGUCGAAGGAGUCUUCGUCAGUCCUGAGCUGUGACAUCUCAGCAGACGACAAGUACAUUGUGACAGGCUCCGGGGACAAGAAGGCUACUGUCUACGAGGUCAUCUACUAGAGACAGACACACAGACGGACGGACAGAUG
Molecule: messenger RNA, 3672 nt
Organism: Oncorhynchus gorbuscha (pink salmon)
Lineage: Eukaryota; Metazoa; Chordata; Actinopteri; Salmoniformes; Salmonidae
Product: transducin-like enhancer protein 3-B
Exons: 21
Coding region: 1385-3643 (752 amino acids)
Biological process (GO): negative regulation of canonical Wnt signaling pathway; regulation of DNA-templated transcription
Cellular component (GO): nucleus; transcription regulator complex
Molecular function (GO): transcription corepressor activity; protein binding
Source: RefSeq, a predicted model, not a curated record